This is a messenger RNA of Cricetulus griseus (Chinese hamster), 2665 nucleotides long. NCBI's taxonomy places the organism in Eukaryota, Metazoa, Chordata, Mammalia, Rodentia, Cricetidae. The record is from RefSeq and is a predicted model, not a curated record.
CACGCCCACUCCCUGCCUUUCGGAGCUGGAGUGAGCUGCUCCCUCCGGCUGGCGGGCUCAGAUCCUAAGCCGGAGCCUAGCGACGUGCCCACCAGGGAUCAUGGGUUCCAUGUUCCGGAGUGAAGAAGUGGCCUUGGUCCAGCUCCUGCUGCCCACAGCGGCUGCUUACACCUGCGUAAGCCAGCUGGGCGAGCUGGGCCUUGUGGAGUUCAGAGACCUCAACGCAUCUGUGAGCGCCUUCCAGAGGCGCUUCGUGGUAGAUGUCCGGCGCUGCGAGGAGCUGGAGAAGACCUUCACCUUCUUGAAGGAAGAAGUACAGCGGGCUGGUCUAACACUGCCCCCACCUGAGGGGGCACUGCCAGCACCACCUCCCCGAGAGCUGCUUCGCAUCCAGGAGGAGACAGACCGCCUGGCCCAGGAGCUUCGGGAUGUUCGAGGCAACCAACAGGCACUGCGGGCCCAGCUGCACCAGCUGCAGCUCCAUUCAGCCGUGCUGGACCAGAGCCACGGACCCCCGAUGGCGGCUGCCCACACGGAGGGACCCUCCUCUGAGAGAACACCCCUGCUUCCAACCGCUCGGGGGCCACAUGCAGACCUGAAGGUCAACUUUGUGGCAGGUGCUGUGGAGCCCUACAAGGCUGCUGCCCUUGAGCGCCUGCUCUGGAGAGCCUGCCGCGGCUUCCUCAUUGCCAGCUUUAGGGAGACGGAGGGGCAGCUGGAGGACCCUGUGACAGGUGAGCCUGCAACUUGGAUGACCUUUGUCAUCUCCUACUGGGGUGAGCAGAUUGGACAGAAGAUUCGAAAGAUCACCGACUGCUUCCACUGUCAUGUCUUCCCUUACCUGGAGCAAGAAGAAGCCCGGCGCGGGGUCUUGCAGCAGCUGCAGCAGCAGAGCCAGGAGCUUCAGGAGGUUCUGGGAGAAACGGAACGAUUCCUGAGCCAGGUGUUGGGCCGGGUGCAGCAGCUGCUCCCACCAGGGCAGGUGCAGAUCCGCAAGAUGAAGGCCGUGUACUUGGCCCUCAAUCAGUGCAGUGUGAGCACCACACACAAGUGCCUCAUUGCAGAGGUCUGGUGUGCCACGCGGGACCUGCCCACCCUCCAGCAGGCGCUACAGGAUGGCUCAAGCGAGGAAGGAGUGAGUGCUGUUGCUCAUCGCAUACCCUGCCGGGACAUGCCUCCAACACUUGUGCGGACCAACCGCUUCACCGCUAGCUUCCAGGGCAUCGUGGAUGCCUAUGGUGUGGGCCGCUACCGAGAAGUCAACCCUGCUCCCUACACCAUCAUCACCUUCCCCUUUCUCUUUGCUGUGAUGUUUGGUGAUGUGGGUCACGGACUGCUCAUGUUUCUCUUUGCCCUGGCCAUGGUCCUCACUGAGAACCGGCCAUCUGUGAAAGCUGCACAAAAUGAGAUCUGGCAGACCUUCUUUGGAGGUCGCUACUUACUCCUGCUCAUGGGUCUGUUCUCUGUCUACACUGGCUUCAUCUACAAUGAGUGCUUCAGCCGUGCCACUACCAUCUUCCCCUCGGGCUGGAGUGUGGCUGCCAUGGCUAACCAGUCAGGCUGGAGUGACAAGUAUCUGUCCCAGCACCCCAUGCUCACCCUGAACCCCAACAUCACCGGUGUCUUCCUGGGACCUUAUCCCUUUGGCAUUGACCCGAUCUGGAGCCUGGCCACCAACCACCUGAGCUUCCUCAACUCCUUCAAGAUGAAGAUGUCUGUCAUCCUCGGAGUCACCCACAUGGCCUUUGGGGUGUUCCUCGGUAUCUUCAACCACAUGCACUUUGGCCAGGCACACCGGCUCCUGCUGGAGACCCUACCUGAACUCAUCUUCCUGCUGGGCCUCUUUGGCUACCUUGUGUUCCUCAUUGUCUACAAGUGGCUGAGGGAAUCAGCUGCCAGUGCCUCCACAGCUCCCAGUAUCCUCAUCCACUUUAUCAAUAUGUUCCUGUUCGCCCAGAGCCCCACCAAUCAGCCACUCUUCCAUGGGCAGGAAGUGGUACAGUAUGUGCUGGUGGUCCUGGCUUUGGCAACAGUUCCUAUCCUGCUGCUGGGCACACCCUUGUACCUGCUGCGGCAGCACCGCCGCAGAAAUACUCAGAGAAGGCCAGCGGGCAGAGAGGACAAGGACAGUGACAAGCUUCUGGCCUCCUCUGAUGCUUCUUCCACCUCGGUGAAUAGCUGGAAUGCUGAUGAAGAGAAGGCUGGGAUCCCAGGGGAUGAGGAGGAAGCUGAGUUUGUCCCAUCUGAGGUCUUCAUGCACCAGGCCAUUCACACCAUUGAGUUCUGCCUGGGCUGCAUCUCCAACACAGCCUCCUACUUGCGUCUCUGGGCCCUGAGCCUAGCCCAUGCCCAGCUCUCUGAGGUCCUGUGGGCCAUGGUCAUGCGCAUAGGCCUGGGCAUGGGUCGAGAGAUGGGUAUGGCAGCUGUGGUGCUGGUCCCUGUGUUUGCUGCCUUUGCUGUUCUGACUGUGGCCAUCUUGCUAGUGAUGGAGGGGCUCUCAGCCUUCCUACAUGCUCUGCGGUUGCAUUGGGUGGAGUUCCAGAACAAGUUCUACUCAGGUACCGGCUACAAGCUCAGCCCCUUCACCUUCACUGUGGACAAUGAGUAGCAUCUACUAUGAUUCCUGCCUCCCCAGAUCAAGAAAGAAAUAAAGAACUGGCUGGCC